GCCUCUUCCACCUUCCACCAAAAAGGGUGCCAUUCCUUCCUGCAACCUAGUCACAUCAUCCUGCCCUCUUCACUACCACUUCAGCGUAACUGUAAACAUCAGUGACACAUCGCCUCUUCAACUGCUGUCUUUUCCCUUGUCAUCAUUUUUAAGGGAUCUGCAGCCUUGCUCUGCAACUCUCACGCUCACUUUUAACCAUGGCCGACACUGAAAUCGACACGAAGCGCGAGGAGGACCAGCACCUCGACGCGCCUGAUGAAGACGGACACGACGAGGAGGAGAUCACCGCCAUGAAGAGGCGUGUUCAGGAGAUGGAGGAAGAAGCGGCCAAAUUGCGCCAGAUGCAGGCGUCGCUCGACCGCGAGCACCACGACCUCCGCGAGAACAAGGAGGACGUAGACGCCCGCAGUGUCUUCGUCGGCAACGUAGACUACGGCGCCUCACCCGAGGAGAUUCAGGCGCACUUUCAAAGCUGUGGCAGCAUCAACCGGGUGACGAUCCUUCUGGACAAGUUCACCGGUCAUCCCAAAGGGUAUGCGUAUGUAGAGUUCACUGAGCCGAACCUUGUCUCCCAAGCUCUCGUUCUCAACGACAGCGUCUUCCGUGGCAGGAACUUGAAGGUUGUGCCAAAACGAACGAAUCUUCCGGGCAUGACCCGUGGACGGGGUCGUGGCGGACGUGGUUCCUACGGCGGCCGUGGUUCUCCCUAUGCGCGCCCAAGCUUUGGACCACCACGUGGUGGAUACCGUGGGGGUUAUCGUGGUCGAGGUGCUCCUGGCUAUCGCCCGUACUAGAUUUACCUAGAUUCGCAUAUUGAUCGUGGACUUCGGUUCUACAAGAUUGUCUGGAGGCAAAAUCAUUGGCUUGGCUGAGGCUUCUAUUUGACAUGUAUUAUAUCAGGAUGGCAACCUUGGAAGGUUCCGAAUCAGGCAAUACGGCUGUACUGCAAUCUGGAUAUGGGGGGUGUGUGCUUCCUUCAUUUGCGAUUACGCUUCAACUACGGGAAUUUCGACGAUGGGCCUAAUUGGCCUCUUCGGUAUUCAUUCAUGGGAAUCCAUCUGGUAGCCGGGCAGCAAUUGUUCAUCAAAUAGGUCUAAGAAUCUCGAGUACUAACCAGU
Messenger RNA from Lindgomyces ingoldianus, 1118 nucleotides. RefSeq names its product RNA-binding domain-containing protein. The transcript has 5 exons. The record is from RefSeq and is a predicted model, not a curated record. NCBI's taxonomy places the organism in Eukaryota, Fungi, Ascomycota, Dothideomycetes, Pleosporales, Lindgomycetaceae. Gene Ontology annotation, molecular function: RNA binding. Bases 198 to 794 code for a protein of 198 amino acids.